UGUAUGUUUUACGAAAUUACGAUUUCCAGAAUUAUUUUCCAAUUAAAACUUAUUUUUUAACACCUAAAUGUUUAAGUUAUCUUUAAAGAAAAAUUCAAAUAGUUGGCAACUUUAAUUUUAGGAGAAGUUGAUCCGUCAUGAAGCUUUUCUCAUGGGGUGCAAAUUCGUAUGGGCAGUUGGGUCAUGGCAUUCAAAGUGAGCAGUGUUUGUACCCAACUGAAGCGAAGAUACCUGAUGGAUUUGAUGACAUUGUAAAAAUUGAAGCCGGUGGUGGGCAUACUAUUGCCCAAGACUCUGGGGGCAAUGUUUUUGGAGCUGGGUCCAACAGUCACGGACAGUUGGCGGAUUGUGCAAACAACACAGUUGUUCUGUCCAAAAUGAGGUCCCUCGGAGAAAUGAGGGUAACUGAUGUCACUUGUGGGUGGGAGUCGAGUUAUUUUACAGUAAAUGGACAGCUCAUAGUGUUGGGGUCAAAUAAAGCUGGUCAACUGGGCAUUUCAAAAAGCAAGGUGCUCACUACUUCACACCCAGUCGUUUUACCCAUGCAGAAUGUAGCCCAGGUAUCAGCCGGACUACGACAUGCAGCCUUGGUCACACAAGCCGGCCACGUACUUGUCUGUGGAACGGGGAAGAGAGGACAACUUGGCAUCCUAGGAGAAGACAGCAAGGUACCGACCAAAGAUUGUGACUCUUGGGAAAGAGUGGCCUCAUUGGAAGGAGUGGUACAAGUAGCGUGUGGACAACAUCACACUUUGGCUCUGACGUCAGACGGAAGACUGUUGGGGUGGGGGGACAACCGGAGGGGACAGCUAGGGGAAGGCACUUCGCUCAUCCCCACUCCUCAACUCAUUACGACUGCAGACGACGCUGAUGUAGUCAUCAGAGCUGGGUGGACUCAUUCUGCAAUGGUCUCAGGAGGUAGAGUGAGGAGUUGGGGCAGGAAUUGCUAUAAUCAGCUGGGACACAGCUGUGGUCAAGACCAGGUGGCUGAUGUCAAUCAGCUGAUCAGCCUACAAGGUGUCAAACAGCUGGAACUUGGAUCUGAGCACAACCUUGCAUUGCUUGAAAAUGGUGAAGUUUGGAGUUGGGGGUGGAAUGAACAUGGGAACUGUGGCACAGGAACAAUAGAUAAUGUUGUCAACCCUCAAAAGAUCUGUCUUCCGCAUCCAGCAUUCAGUAUAUCAGCCGGGGGAGGCCAUAGUCUAGCUCUUUGUGCAGCAUGAUCUACUUGGGCAUUGCAAACCUAACAUAUAAAGUACUGUACAUACCUUUUGUUAAUAUCUCUGUAGUUUUGAUUUCAGACCACCCUGUCAUAGUCUAUACCUUUUGCCAUGUGGUUCAACUGGGAAAUUAUAUUCUAGGAAAUUUUAUUCUAGACAUUCUAUUCUUCUGAUAGAAAUCUUUUGUUCCUCAAGACUCAUUUUGAUCAGAUCCGUGUUUUGUUUUAUGGCUUCAGAUAGUUCAUCAUCAUCUACAUAGUUAUAGUCUAGCCCUUUGUGCUACUUUGUGUUUUUUUAUGAACUGGAUUUUAGACUUGAUUAUUUGCUUGCAAAUAAUGGAAAACACGUUGAAGUUAGUUUGACUCCUGUACCAAAAUUUGAAAUGAUUUUUUAAACUUUAAUUGUUAUUUUGUAGCUUUAAGUGGAAAGUUAAAGGUUUUAUGAUUGUU
Messenger RNA from Macrosteles quadrilineatus (aster leafhopper), 1669 nucleotides. RefSeq names its product secretion-regulating guanine nucleotide exchange factor-like. The transcript is spliced from 6 exons. The coding region runs from base 138 to 1223 and encodes 361 amino acids. Gene Ontology annotation, molecular function: guanyl-nucleotide exchange factor activity. Lineage: Eukaryota; Metazoa; Arthropoda; Insecta; Hemiptera; Cicadellidae. The record is from RefSeq and is a predicted model, not a curated record. Gene Ontology annotation, cellular component: cytoplasm.